UCCAUUGAGAGUAGUGGUGUGACUCCUUCUUCUCCAACAGAAAGGAGAUCAAAUGGAAAAAGAACAUGGACAAACAUGUGGAUAAGACUGAAGGAAACCAAAGUUAUAAGUGCAAGAGAGACAUUACCACGCCACCACCACAUCCGCGCCUCCCGCCAUACUUGGACAACACCUGACGCGAGCGCUACAUGUGAUCUGCAGGUGUGUGAGAGCCGAGACACCAGCCAGACUCAGGGAGAGGGCAAGGCCAGACCCGUAACACCUGACUGGGAGGGCUUUUGUGCAGCGGCAGGAGGAGCGGGAGGGCGUGGAGGGAAGAUGAUGAGCUGCGGAUAUCAUCACUCCUCCACUCUCAGCCACUCCUCCUCCUCCUCCUCCUCCACAUCAUCAUCAUCAUCAUCAUCAUCAUCAUCGUCAUCAUCAUCCUCUUCCUCCCUCCUUCUUCUCCUUCUGCAGUUCUUUCUUCUUACCUCCGCCCUCCUCGUCGGUGUAACCAGGGCGGCCUCGAAUGCAGCAGGUUUAAGUGGCAGUAGCAGCAACAGCAGCAGUAAUGGCAGUAGCAGCAGUAGUGGUGGUGGUGCUGGUGGUGGUGAUGGCAGCAGCAGGGCAGGGGCCAAGAACGUGACAGUCCACGUGUACCCACGCAUCAACAGACAGCUGCCCAACUUUUCCUACAGGUCAGGCAGCAUACGACAAAUCACGCCGGGCGCCCACAUCUCCCGCGUUCUGGACAACCUCCUCCUCGGCUACGACCAGAAGCUGCGGCCUUCCUUCGGGGGUGAGCCAACCACGGUGGAGAUUGACAUUGAAGUGAGGAGCAUGAGUCAAAUUUCCGAGAUGGACAUGACAUACUCCAUGGACUGCUACUUCCGCCAGUCUUGGGUGGACGAGCGACUGGCAUUCUCUGGGCUGGACGCCUCUGCCAUCACGCUGUCCGUCUCUGCACUGGACAAGCUGUGGAAGCCAGACACCUUCAUUCACAACGGCAAGAGAAGCUACGUGCACCUCAUCACCACGCCCAACAAGUUCAUCCGCCUCGCCAAGACAGGAAGGGUUCUCUACUCCUCCAGGCUGACCAUCAAGGCCACUUGCCCCAUGAAGCUACACCAGUUCCCGAUGGACACCCAACGCUGCCCACUCCGUCUUGGCUCAUUCGCUUACACCACCCGCGACGUGCUGUACCGCUGGAACGCCGCCCGCCAGGUUGUCACGGCGCCCGACCUCAUGCUCUCCCAGUUUGAUCUAAUCGCUACGCCCUCCAGCUUCGAGAACACCACCCGCAGGACUGGCGAGUUCUCCACACUGCUGGCGUCCUUCCACCUGCAGCGACACAUGGGCAACUUCCUGAUCACAGUGUACGGGCCGUGUGUGCUGCUGGUGGUGUUGUCUUGGGUGUCCUUCUGGCUGAACAGGGAGGCCACGUCUGACAGAAUCUCCCUCGGCAUCACCACGGUGCUCACCAUGACCUUCCUGGGCCUGGAAGCUCGCACAGACCUGCCCAAGGUGCCCUACUCCACCGCCCUCGACCUCUUCGUCUGGAUCUCCUACGGCUUCAUCUUCGCCACCAUCAUCGAGUUCGCCUUCGUGCACCUGUUCACUAAGGUAGGGUCGGGCGAGGUGUACCUGUCCUACUGCAGUUCAGACGUGGACUCUGAUGACGACGAAGACGAGGACGACGAGAACGAAGAGGAUGAAGACGAGGAAGCAGAAAGGGAUGAAGAGGAGGGGGAAGAGGAUGGGCAUGAGAUUUACGAGGAAAAGAGGGAAGAGGAGCAGCAGGAAAGAAAUAUACAGCAAAUACAGAAUGCCUCCGUGUGCCUGGCGACCGGGCGCGGCGUGUCGGUGCUGCCCCUGGUGCUGCACACGACGGGGCCCAACGGAGUGGGGUCCUCGCGCCUCAGAAGCCCCAAUCCCAGCCGCCCACGCUGCUCCUCCUCCCUUGUGCGGCGACUCGCGGGACUGUGCGACCGCCGGAAGCGAAGAGGGGAGAGUACAGACGAGCGGAGCAGCGACAGCCGGAGCCUGGAGGAGUGGCGGCGGGAGCGGGAGCGGGAGGGCAGCAAGCGAGAGACAGGGAAGCAGUUCACCAUCAAGGCCAACUCAGUGUCCGACAUCGACAAGGUGUCCCGCGUGCUGUUCCCCCUCGCCUUCCUCGCCAUCAACCUCGUCUACUGGCUCACCUACCUCUCCAACGACCCCUGGCCCUCCUCCCACCUAUAGUGCCACUCCUAUUCACAGUGUCAUUCCUCUCAUCCUCCUAUAUUUAGUGCAACUUUAAUCCUUCCCAGUACAGUGCCACCACCUCUCCAAUGAUCCCUGGCCCUUCUCCCACCUAUAGUGCCACUCCUAUCACUCCUAUUCACAGCGUCCCUCUAUUCAUCCUCCUAUCUUUAGUAUCACUUUAUCUCCUCCCAGUACAGUGCCACUAAUUCUCCAAUGACCCCUGACCCUCCUCUCACCUAUAGCGCCACUGCUCCCACUCCUUCCAUCCAUAAUGCCAGUCCACUCAUUUUCCUUUCUUUAGUGCCACUUUAACCCUUCCCAGUACAGUGCCACUUCCUCUCCAAUGACCCCAGGCCCUCCUCCCAUCUAUAGUGCCACUCAACCUUCCCUCUUUCCUAUAGUGCCACUCUUUUCAUUCUCAUUUCCUCUUCAGUGCCACACCUUUUGGCGUUUUUUGCCUUUUGUGCCAUUUUCCUCACUAUCCUGCCAUUUAAAUAGUGCCACUCCUUUCAUCCUCCUUUCACCUAGUGCCAUCUAUCAUUUUCUUUUAUCUGCAGUGCCAAUCCCUUCACUUCCUCCCAUUCUCAGUGUCACCCCUUUCAUCCUCCCCUCAUCUCCCUCUACACUACAGUUUUGUCUUGCAGCUUUUUUCCAUCUUUAUGUCCAUUGUUAGAUUCCUUGUAUUGCCAUCUGAUCCACUGUACCGUCUGUUGGCUUAUCCCCUAGUCCUGUACCGUGUCUUGGCCUGCUGUACCGUAUUUUUACCCAGUGUAACAUUCCUUGGCUCACUGUAACAUCCCUCACCCCAAUUAUACCGUCACUUGGACCACUGUAGCUUCUCUUAACCCAGUGUACCGUUCCUUCAUCCACUGUGCUAUUCAACUGACUUACUGUACCAUGUCUAGUCUCACUGUACCAUUCACAGACAAAUCUUACUUUCCCUUCAAACACUGCACCCCCCUUGCCUAACUGUACCGUCCCUCAAUCCACCGCGUUACGUGUUUACUGACCCAGUGUACCGCGUACCGUCAUCUGAUCACCACUGGGCCACGGUCACCCUUGAAGCUCAAUCACAUUGGAAUACAAGGAAAGAAUAAGUAGCAGCAGAUCUGUUGGCCAUUACGAGGCUGUUUGUGAUAAGACACAUUAUGUGGUUUACAAUACGAAGAGUAGGAUAGAAAAGUCGAAGGCUUCUCCCCACCAACCCUUAACAGAUAACCAUGUUUCUGAUAGUACGAUAAGUUUUUUUUUUCAGCUAUGUUAGUCAGUGUAAUGGCUGUCGUGUCUCCGUGUUCCUCUGUGUGGUAAGGAAAGACACCUUUAUGUCGUUGUGCCGCCCAUGAGAUAGUCAGAUACCCACACCUACAGUUCACGUCUUUGUUCGUGCUUUAUUUCGUAUGCCCUCUCCAGCCUCGCCCUUCCCUCUUGUGUACCGGUCACUCCGCAGCUCAAAUAUAUCACGGAUAGCACCACAUUCCUGCCUGAGUGACGUGCUGUGUUCCGAUAUUCAGUAAGUGAAGCUAAAUGUGCUGAGGCCAUCGUCUUAUGCAUGGCAGUGAUUUGGUAUUGUUCUUGUCUCCUUACAGUCCGCAGUUGCUGUUUCUAGUGAUGCUUCCUCUUCCUCUGCUGUGACCUAUGUUCUAGGCUGACAAGUGCCACCUGUGUUGACUCGCCGCACCGCUGUUCAUCAUACCAUUCCCCUCUCCAUGCCUAUUCCCCUCCCGACAGGAGUCCAGCUUAAUCAAGAUAGUGAACAGCCAGGCGAACAGACCCGACUAGAUCAGGAUUCUUCAAAAGUACGGAUCGAGACUCAAAACUGGAUCGUAACCAUAAACUGAUAUACGAAUAUGAACAGUAAAUCAAAAUAAGGUGUGUGUGUGUGUGUGUGUGUGUGUGUGUGUGUGUGUGUGUGUGUGUGUGUGUGUGUGUGUGUGUGUGUGUGUGUGUGUGAAUCAGUUCCCAUAUGAGAGGUAUAAAGGUACAAUAGAAUAAACGCACUGGGUCGUGAAGGAAGUAUAUAAAAUCAAACUGUCUUUUGAUAAAAAAAAAAAAAAAACUUUGAACAACUCUGCCCAAGAUGACAAAAGUGUGUCCCAGAUUGAUGUUACCUUUCCCUGAUAAACUUCUCUGUCACCGAUCCCUUUGUUGGCAAACGCAGCCAGCGUGGC
Molecule: messenger RNA, 4391 nt
Organism: Portunus trituberculatus (swimming crab)
Lineage: Eukaryota; Metazoa; Arthropoda; Malacostraca; Decapoda; Portunidae
Product: gamma-aminobutyric acid receptor alpha-like
Exons: 14
Coding region: 76-2220 (714 amino acids)
Biological process (GO): nervous system process; signal transduction; regulation of membrane potential
Cellular component (GO): membrane; neuron projection; synapse
Molecular function (GO): GABA-A receptor activity; neurotransmitter receptor activity; extracellular ligand-gated monoatomic ion channel activity
Source: RefSeq, a predicted model, not a curated record